CCACGACGUAAUCCGAAACUCCCUCCGAAAUCCGAACAACACAACACCAUCUCUCUCUCUCUCUCUCUCUCUCUCUAUCUCUUGACUCUCUUUAAUCUGAAUUUUUAUUUUUUAUUUUCUUAUAAAUCUUGUGAUGGUCGUAUAGCGGUGAUCUACUAAAAAGAAAAACCAAACCCUUCAUAGUUCACAGAUAUCAAAGCGCCGGGAAGACGCAGAGGAAGAAACAAAGAGUGUAAAUUAAUUAAGAUGGGGGAAACAGCUCACCACCAGCAGCCUCCACCACCACCACAGGUGGUUCCGCGGCCACCAGGGCCGACGCUUCCUCUCGGAGCGGCAAGGGGUCCAGCUUUUCCUCCCGCAGAGCAGCUUCAACAGCUUCACUAUUGCAUCCACUCCAACCCCUCUUGGCCGAUAACGUUUGUACUAGCUUUCCAGCACUAUAUUGUGAUGCUUGGAACCAUAGUUCUGAUUGCCAGUACACUUGUGCCUCGAAUGGGUGGGGACCAUGGUGAUAAAGCCCGCGUGAUCCAAACCUUGCUGUUUAUGGCAGGAUUAAACACACUACUUCAAACUUUUCUUGGAACGAGACUUCCAACAGUUAUGAGUGCCUCAUUUGCUUUCACCCUGCCCGUGUUGUCAAUUAUUAAGGACUCUUUCGAUAGGACCUUCACAGAUGAGCAUGAGAGGUUUCUUGUUAAUAUGAGAACUAUUCAAGGGUCCCUAAUUGUAUCUUCCUUUAUCAACAUCUUCCUUGGGUUCAGUAGGGUUUGGGGCAAUUUGACAAGAUUCUUUAGUCCUAUUGUUAUCGUACCAUUGGUUUCUGUGGUGGGUCUUGGUCUAUUUGCGAGGGGCUUCCCACUUCUUGGUAACUGUGUGGAGAUUGGCCUGCCCAUGCUCAUUCUUCUUGUCAUUUCCCAACAGUACUUGAAGCGCAUUCAUCCUAUGGCUGAUCGUGUACUUGAAAGGUUUGCUUUGCUUCUCUGCAUUGGUCUUGUCUGGGCUUUUGCUGCUAUCCUCACUGCUGCUGGUGCUUAUAACAAUGUUAAAGAGCAGACUAAAGUUAGUUGCCGUACAGAUCGCUCUUUUCUUAUGUCAUCUGCUCCCUGGAUUAAAAUUCCAUACCCAUUUCAGUGGGGUACUCCCAUAUUCAGAGCAAGCCAUGUUUUUGGGAUGAUGGGAGCAGCUCUUGUUACGUCUGCAGAGUCAACUGGAACAUUUUUCGCCGCAGCACGACUCUCAGGUGCCACACCCCCACCGGCACAUGUUUUUAACCGAAGUAUUGGUUUGCAGGGUAUUGGCAUGCUUCUUGAUGGAAUUUUUGGUGCUGUUGUGGGUACUACAGCAUCUGUUGAAAAUGUUGGCCUUCUUGGACUGACUCGCAUAGGUAGCAGAAGAGUGGUGCAAAUAUCAACUAUUUUCAUGAUCUUCUUCUCCAUAUUUGGGAAGUUUGGUGCAUUCUUUGCAUCUAUUCCUCUACCGAUAUUUGCUGCCAUAUACUGUGUUUUAUUUGGCAUAGUGGCUGCUAUUGGGAUUUCUUUCAUACAGUUUGCAAACAAUAACUCAAUGAGGAACAUGUACAUUUUGGGCCUUUCCCUGUUUCUUGGGAUAUCAAUACCUCAAUACUUUGUUAUGAACACCACUUCAGAUGGUCAUGGACCAGUUAGAACAGACAGUGGAUGGUUUGAUGACAUAAUAAACACAAUCUUCUCAUCACCCCCAACGGUUGCCUUGAUAGUGGGGACAGUGCUCGAUAACACGCUAGAAGCUAAAUAUGCAGCUGAUGACAGAGGAAUUCCAUGGUGGAGACCCUUCCAGCAUAGGAAGGGUGAUGCUAGAACCGACGAGUUUUACAGUUUACCUCUCAGGAUACAUGAGUAUAUCCCCACCCGAUUUUAUUGAUUCCAUAUCAACCCCCCAGUAUCCUCUUGUACAUUAACUUACAUUUAGCAGAAUUAUGUUGUUUUUAUGUGCAUGAUGGGUAUUUUAUAAUUAUGGCCUACAGACCAAAGAUGUGGUUUGGUGAACCUGGAGAGAUUUUUCCCAUUUUUGUCCCACAUGUAGGUUCCCCAUGCCUUAUCCAUUUUUCACAGAAUAUUUCCUAGCAAUACUGAUGGAAGUCAGUAGGCAAAUCUGCAUUUGCUGAGAUAAGGCCUUGUGAAUGAAAACGAAAAGGGUCGUCCUUUAUUAGUCUUAAAAUUAGUAGGAAUUAGCCAUUUUCCAUUUUGAACAUGGCGUUUAAGCUUAUAAG
Molecule: messenger RNA, 2248 nt
Organism: Ziziphus jujuba (common jujube)
Lineage: Eukaryota; Viridiplantae; Streptophyta; Magnoliopsida; Rosales; Rhamnaceae
Product: nucleobase-ascorbate transporter 3
Exons: 15
Coding region: 247-1899 (550 amino acids)
Biological process (GO): transmembrane transport
Cellular component (GO): plasmodesma; plasma membrane
Molecular function (GO): transmembrane transporter activity
Source: RefSeq, a predicted model, not a curated record